Molecule: messenger RNA, 1722 nt
Organism: Pelecanus crispus (Dalmatian pelican)
Lineage: Eukaryota; Metazoa; Chordata; Aves; Pelecaniformes; Pelecanidae
Source: RefSeq, a predicted model, not a curated record
CUACCCCUGCUGUCCUUGCAGGAGUUUCGUCAAAAAUCACUUGACUGGGAGAAGCAGCGCUUGCUUUACCAGCAGCAGGUGGCAUCGCUGGAAGCACAGAGGAAGGCUUUGGCUGAGCAGUCUGAGCUCAUUCAGACUCAGCUUGCCAAUCGGAAGCAGAUUCUGGAGUCAGUGGAGCUGGCUAGCCGAUCGGAAAUCCAGCACUUAACCAGCAAGCUGGAGAGGGCCAAUGAUGCUAUCUGUGCCAACGAGUUGGAGGUGGAGAGGCUUAACAUGAGAGUCGAUGACCUGACUGAAAACAAUCGGAUGAUUCUGGAAGAUCAGCAAAGAGUUCAAGAAGAAUUAAGGCAGUCCAAGAAAAUGUUAGAGGUGCUACAGGAUGAGAAGAUGGAACUUAGAGCCACCUUGCAGUCUCAGGAAGAUUUCAUUGACAGCUCCAAGCUGCACCAGGAGCAGUUACAGAAAGAGCUGGCCAGGGUGGCUGAAACUCUUCGCACAAAAGAACUCCUCAUCAGGGCCUUGGAGGAACGCUUGCAAGAGAAACAAUUGUCUUCUCCAGGGCUGGAGCUGGAGCAUAUACUACUGCAACUGGAUGUUGCCCAGAAGAAGGCACAGCACUUACAAUCAGAAGUGACUCAUCUUGAGAACAGCCUGGUGUCUUCAAAUGCAAGGUGUGUACAGCUGAGUGAAGAGCUGGAUGAGAAUAUCAAAGAGCUGCAGUCAAUGGAAGAACACCAUACUGUGUCAAAGGCAGAGAUUAAAAAGCUGAAAGAGCAGCUCUCUCAAGCUGAACAAACUCACAGCAGUGAGCUAGAAGGGAUGAAAAGGGAAAUCUCCAGGUUGACACAAGAGUUACACCAGCGGGACAUCACAAUUGCAUCUGCAAGUGGCUCCACAUCAGACCUAGAACAACGGCUGAGAACAGAGAUUGAAAGAGCGGAGAGGAAAGCGGUGGAGCACAGGGUAAUUCUGGUCCAGCUGGAAACCUUGAGGCUGGAAAACCAUCAUCUCUCAGAGAUGCUGGAAAAAACAGAAUGUGGUAUGCUAGAGGGAAAAGAUGUCUCUCUAAGAGCACUCAGUGAAGACUAUGCUGUUGAACUAAAUAAAUUAAAAUCUGAGAACCAGCAAUUGCAGAAGGAUCUAGCAGAGGCCAGAGCAAAACUGGAGCUCACUCGGCGAGUCUGCCAGGAUGAACCUGAGGGCACUGCUCAGCAGAUGCAAGACGGAGAGCCUGGGGCUAGGGAUGUGCAGUACAGGACAACUCGAGAAGCACAGCACAAACAUGAUGAACAAGCAGAGAGAAUACAUCACAAGCCUGAUGGGACUACUCAGCAUCAUCAAGGGGAGCCCCAGAGAUGGGGGGCAGCUGAAACAGGAACUGUGACCCCUGAGGGGGGUGAGCUACCUGCCCAGACCAGCAGGAAGAACUGCAUGGAGUCACUUGCUUUGGGCACCUUGCUGGGAACAGAUUCUUUGCUCUGUGUGCUGGAUGGAAACAAAAAUUUGGCAGAUGAAACAUCUAAGCAGUCCAUCUCAAAUGAUCAGAAAGAAUCUCUGCCUUUGUGCCCCCUGCCUACAGCUUCAGUUGGAUCGAUAGCUGCAAGAUACCUGGAAGAGGAAGAACUGAGAUCCCAGCACGUCCUGGAGUGCCUAAAUGCUCACAUUGAGGAACUGAAAAAAGAGAGUGAAAAGAUAGUGAGACAAUUUGGACACCAGGAGUAA